AUGAUUGCCGAAGCUUAUCAUGAUCAUCCAAUCCCAGAGCUUCCAACUGAAAUCAUAUUCUCGCAUAUACUCCCACGGUUACCAGCAGAGGAUCUGAUGAUGCGGUGCAGGUGGGUAUGCAAGUCUUGGCCCUCCCUCAUCCGCAGUCCUUCCUUUGUCGCAGCCUUCUUGAACUUUCGCUGCAGGGACACCACUCACUUCCUUUUCAAAUACAAUAACCGCUACUUCUCGUCGAAAAUAGAGCAACAAGGGAAUGCUCCAACACCCGUCGCCGAACUUCCAUACCUGACUCAGUGCAUAGCUGUCAAAGGCAGUUUUCAUGAUGAGAAAACUGUGCAUGGCUUGGUUUGUGCAUCAACUUGGUUUGGCCCUGUUUUCAUACUUAACCCUACCACUCGAGAGUCUAUCGAAAUUCCCCGUACCGAUGUACUUAUAGAAACACAAGGAUCGUCCAUGGUCAAGGCAUCCGCUAACUAUAACUUUGGGUUCAAUCCACUCACAAACGAGUAUAAGGUUCUCCAGUUCAUCUGUGUUGAACCCAGGGGACUUAGAAAAUGGGAUUUUGAGUUGAACAUAUUCACAAUAGGUACGGAUUCUUCGUGGAGGCCAUUGCAGGUACACUAA
Molecule: messenger RNA, 624 nt
Organism: Prunus armeniaca (apricot)
Lineage: Eukaryota; Viridiplantae; Streptophyta; Magnoliopsida; Rosales; Rosaceae
Source: the annotation of a GenBank genome assembly